This is a messenger RNA of Limanda limanda (common dab), 3280 nucleotides long. RefSeq names its product alpha-1,3-mannosyl-glycoprotein 4-beta-N-acetylglucosaminyltransferase B (gene mgat4b). The record is from RefSeq and is a predicted model, not a curated record. Gene Ontology annotation, molecular function: acetylglucosaminyltransferase activity. The transcript is spliced from 15 exons. Lineage: Eukaryota; Metazoa; Chordata; Actinopteri; Pleuronectiformes; Pleuronectidae. Gene Ontology annotation, biological process: protein N-linked glycosylation. Gene Ontology annotation, cellular component: endoplasmic reticulum; endoplasmic reticulum-Golgi intermediate compartment; Golgi stack. The coding region runs from base 63 to 1697 and encodes 544 amino acids.
CUCUCUCUCUGUCCCUGUCCUCCCCCUCUCGCUGCGGACAUGCUCCCGGGUCUCCUCCGGAGAUGAGGCUCCGGAACGUCUCCUUCCUGACGCUGUUGUUGUUCGGGCUGGUCUCGGUGUCCUGGUACACCGCCUUCAGCAGCUCCAGAGGAGAUGUGGUGGAUAUCUACCAGAGGGAGUUUCUGGCGUUGAGGGAGCGUCUCCACUCCGCGGAGCAGGAGAACCUGCGUCGCUCCAAGGAGCUGAACCUGGUGCUGGAGGAGAUCAAACGAGCCAUCGCAGAGAAGCAGGCGCUCAGAGACAUCAACCGGACCUGGAGCAGCCUGUCAGAGGAGACCAGGCUGAAGUUGUGGAAUGUGAGCAGCAGUAAGAACGUCCUGCAGCUUCCCUCCGUCUUCCAUCAUCUUCCUCACCUGCUGAACAGAGAGGACAGUCUUCAGCCCGCUGUCCACCUGGGACAGGGACGCACUGGAGUCUCCAUCGUGAUGGGGGUCCCCAGUGUGAAGAGGGAGGCCCACUCCUACCUGACCGACACCCUCAACUCGCUCAUGUCCGAGCUCAGCGCCGCCGAGAAGGACGACUGCGUCAUCGUGGUCCUCAUCGCUGAGGCGGACCAACAGUACGCCGUCACUGUAGCAGACAACCUGAGGCGCCUUUUCCCGGUGGAGAUUCAGUCGGGUCUGUUGGAGGUCGUCUCUCCGUCCGUCCACUUCUACCCGGACUUCUCCCGACUCCGAGAGUCCUUCGGAGACCCAAAGGAGAGAGUGAGGUGGAGGACGAAGCAGAACCUGGACUACUGUUUCCUGAUGAUGUACGCUCAGACUAAAGGAACUUACUACGUCCAGCUAGAGGACGACAUAGUCGCUCGUCCCAACUACUUCACCACCAUGAAGAACUUUGCGUUGCAGCAGCCGUCAGAGGAGUGGAUGAUUCUGGAGUUUUCUCAGCUCGGCUUCAUCGGAAAGAUGUUCAAGUCUCUGGACCUGUCGCUCAUCGUGGAGUUCAUGCUCAUGUUCUACAAGGACAAGCCCAUCGACUGGCUGCUGGACCACAUCAUGUGGGUCAAGGUCUGCAACCCAGAGAAGGACGCCAAACACUGCGACCGACAGAAAGCGAACCUGAGGAUCCGCUUCAAGCCGUCGCUCUUCCAACACGUGGGCACACACUCCUCUCUGGCCGGGAAAAUACAGAAGCUCAAGGAUAAGGACUUUGGGAAACAGAGCCUGCACAAGGGUCACGCCAACCCGCUGGCAGAGGUCACCACCAGCCUGAAGACCUACCAGCACUUCACCCUGGAGAAGGCCUACCUGGGGGAGGACUUCUUCUGGGCCUUCACACCUGUCGCGGCCGAUUUCAUACGGAUACGAUUCUUCACACCCGUCCGCAUAGAGAGGUUUUUCUUUCGAAGCGGAAACAUCGAACAUCCAGGAGACAAACUCUUCAACGUGUCCGUGGAGGUUCUGCCGUUCGACAACAUUCAGGCAGACAAAGAGGCCUUGACAGACGGGAGGGAGAAAACGCCAAAGUAUCACCGGACAGAAGACGGAUUUAUCAGAAUAGGAACGUUCCAGAAUGGGAUUGCAGAGGGGGAGGUGGACCCCACGUUCGGACCCCUGGAGGCCAUGCGUCUCUCUGUGUUGACGGACUCUCCGGUCUGGGUGAUCCUCAGCGAGAUCUUUAUAAAGAAAGCAGAGUGAAGCCCCCCCCCCUCUGUGAUACCUCAGAACCUCCAUGUUCAGAUGACCUGAUGGAGACUCGUCACAUGACGUCCUGCACGCCAGAUCUCCACCACGGGCCCACAGCGCCGCCGUCUGGCCACACCUCAUCAUCGCAGGGCUGAACAGACCAAUGACUGAAAACAAGAAAACACACAGACAGGCUGAUGAAGAUGAAGAUGAUGAUGCAGAUAAUGACGAUGAUGGUGAUGACGAUGAUGAUGAUAAGGAUGAUGAUGAUGAUGGUGAUAAGGAUGGUGAUGAUAAGGAUGAUGAUGAUGAGGAUGGUGAUGAUAAGGAUGAUGAUGAUGAGGAUGGUGAUGAUUAUGAUGUUGAAGAUGGUGGUGAUGAAGAUGAUCGUCUCAGAUGAAGCUGUAAUUAAUCCUGAUGUAUUUAUGUGUACAUACAUACAAGGUAAAUGUUAAACACUGGUUGUCAUGGAGACAAUGAAUGAUGAUGAAACUGCUGCUUCCAAUGUCAAAGGCCCCUCCCCCCCAGUAAACACGUAUGUGCAUAUAUGCAUAGAACUGUAGACGCUCUCAUGUGAACGACCUUUCCGUGUGUUGAUGUGCGUCUCUAGUUGCUCGGGUUUCGUUUUCCCUCCAUCGUGAGCGAUUUGCCUUAAAGACGAAGAGCAGGUUUACGGUUAACAGAGGCAGCCCCGGACUGGAGCGACUGAUUACCCAGAAUCCUCGGCCCCUCAAACCAUGUGACUUCAAACUACUGACGACGACAGACAAUGAUUCGCUUUGAUACAAAAUCUCUUUUUAUUUGAACUCAGGCCAUGUCACUGACGACUGCUCUGUACCUUUCUACUAUACUCUCUACUGCACUCUACUCUACUGUACUGUUCUCUCUACUGUACUGUUCUCUCUACUGUACUCUACUCUACUGUACUGUUCUCUCUACUGUACUCUACUCUGAUGUUCUCUACUCGACUGUACUCAACUCUGCUCUACUCCUUUUACAUAUUUAUCUGUACAUUGCUCUACUCUACUGUACUUCACAGUACUCCAAUGUACAUGAAUGGGUUCUACAGUACUCUGGUGUACUUCAUUGUGCUUAACUGUAUUAUGCAGUACUCUGUAGUACUCUACAGUACUCUGUGUUGCUCUACAGUACUCUAGUGUACUCUCCUGUGCUGUAGUUUUGCAGUCCGUUGCAGAAACACUGACUCACAUCUUUUCCUCCUGUUUCAGUCUCAUUGACGUGUUGGAGGUAAAUAAUAAUGAUUUCUACAUGUAACUCACCGAAGUUAUUCGCAGGAACAAAAUGGUUCAUUUGAGGAAGUGAUUUAUUUUUUUAUUCCAUGAAAACUUUGUUCAGAUUCAGACUCAGCCUCUUGUCGACUCGGGGCUCAGAUUGAAGACAGGCCGAGCAGAACGAUGAAGUGAACUGAGUUUCUCCGAGCUGCAGGAAAACCUCUUUUCUUUGUAAGAUGCACUGGAAUGCAUCGCUAUAAUCUUGUGUUUGUCUUUUGUAUCCUUUAGAUAAACUCUAUUUAAAUGAUCUCAAACUUCUAUCUGAUCUGUGAAUUGUUAAUAAAGACAGAAAUUGAAAUGACA